Messenger RNA from Loa loa (African eye worm), 465 nucleotides. RefSeq lists its product as hypothetical. The transcript has 3 exons. The record is from RefSeq and is a predicted model, not a curated record. NCBI's taxonomy places the organism in Eukaryota, Metazoa, Nematoda, Chromadorea, Rhabditida, Onchocercidae. Gene Ontology annotation, molecular function: calcium ion binding. Bases 1 to 465 code for a protein of 154 amino acids.
AUGUGUGCAAAAAAGUUUACGAAAUAUUGUGAUUUAAAUAAGGAUGGUGAAAUAAGUGCUCGUGAAUGGGUCACCUGUUUAGGUAUUGAUAUUUCCAAAUAUGCGCCAUAUUUCAUAAGCGGUAAUUAUUAUUUUAAAACAAUCGGUGUUUUUUGUUCGCUUUAUUUUAAAUUUAAGUUUCGCUUUUGGUAUGCAAUGGUUUGUGGUGAUGACGAAUGUGAGGACAAGGAAACGGAUGACCUUAGGUCGAAAGUUAAAUCAUCAUAUAACAUGUUUAACGCUCUUCGUCCUAAUUCAUCCAUUACUAACAGCAACAACAACAACAACAAUAACAAUAACAGCAACAACAACAACAACAACAACAGCAACAUCUCGACGGUACUUAAUGAUGGUUAUCAUAAGGGACAACAACAGCAGUCAAUAAAGAUACAGAAAAUGCAGGGUGAACAACCUAAUUUGUCCUAA